UUCCGGCGUCCUCCUCGUGGCGGUCAUUUUGGCUUUUCUGGAGUUUGGCCACCCUGAGGCUUCGGAGCCCCGGGUCGGCGACGGAUAAGACGCGAAAGCGUUCACCCCGCUACAAAGAGGCGGCUCUAAGGCUUGGAGGCGGCGCACCCCGAGGUGACCCGCAGCAGGCUGGGAUCAAGAUUUCCCUGCCCCACAGCCCUGCUCCGUCCGCUGAGUCCGAUGGCGGCGGCCGCGCCCAGGGACCCGGCUCAGGGUAUGAACUUUGAAGAUGUGGCUAUUGACUUCUCCCAGGAGGAAUGGGGGCUCCUUGAUGAAACUCAGAGACUCCUGUACUGCGAUGUGAUGCUGGAGAACUUUGCACUUGUAGCAUCACUGGGUAAGAUUAUCACAUUGCUCCUCGUGUCCCAGAAGAUCCACCCCUGUGAGAUGUGUAUCCCAGCCUUGAAAGAUAUUUUGUACCAUCCUGAGCACCAGACAGUAUCCCCUUGGCAGAAACCAUACUUGGGUGCCACAUGUAUGAGAUGCUUCUCUUUCCAUGCAGACCUUCACCACCAACAGAGGCAUGGCAGUGGGGAGAAGCCCUGGAAAAGAGAUGUGGACAGGGUCUCAUGUGUGACAAGCUGCAACUUCUGUGUGUCAGGGCAGCCUUUCACAUGUAGGAAGGUUGGAGAGGACUUCCUAGCCACCUCGGGACAUCUUCGGCUCCAGACCAAUCCCAACAGUGAGGAGCCACACGGUGGCAGCCAGAGUGGGGAGGCUUUUCACAGCGGAAAAAGUCAGUACAAGGGGGGUGAAUGUGAAAAAGCUGCCAGCCGCAGCCAUGCACUUGAUCAACAUCAGAGUGUCUGCUCUGGAGAAGGGCUUUAUGAGUGUGGCAAAUGUGGGAAAGCCGUUGGCUGCAACUACAGACUUGUGCAGCAUCAACAAAUUCGCAGUGGACAAAGGCCAUAUGGGAGUGGUGAAUGUGGGAAAUUCUUGAGCCAAAUCUCUGGCCUUAUUAAAGACUGGAGAAUUCUCAGUGAUAAAGAGCCUUAUGGGUGUGGAGAAUGUGGACAAUCUCCUACCCAUAACUUCAGUUUCAUAAAACACUGGAGAAUUCACACUAGAGAAAGAACUUUUGAAUGCAGUGAAUGUGGAAAAGUCUUUAUUCACAGAUCUAAACUCAUUCACCACCAGAGACUACACAGUAGAGGAAUGCAUUAUGGGUGUGGUGAAUGUGGGAAAUCUUUUAGCUACAAAUCCAACCUCAAUGAACACCGUAGAGUUCACACUAGAGAAAGGCCUUAUGAGUGUAGUGAAUGUGGGAAAUGCUUCGGACAAACCUCUAGCCUUCUCAGACACCAGAGAGUUCACACUGGAGAAAGGCCAUAUAACUGCAGCGAAUGUGGGAAAUCCUUUAGACAAAUCUUUAACCUCAUUCGACAUGGGAGAAUUCACACUAGAGAAAUGCCUUAUGAGUGUAGUGAUUGUGGGAAAUCUUUUAGCUGCAAAUCUGAACUCAUUCAACACCAGAGAAUUCACAGUGGAGAAAGGCCUUAUGAGUGCAAUGAAUGUGGGAAGUUCUUUAGACAGUUCUCUAACCUCAUUCGACACCAGAGUGUUCAUACUGGAGAAAGGCCUUAUGGGUGCAGUGUUUGUGGGAAAUCCUUUAGCCGCAAAUUUAUCCUUAUUCAACAUCAGAGAGUUCACACUGGAGAAAGACCUUAUGAGUGCAGUGAAUGUGGAAAAUCCUUUACCCGAAAAUCUGACCUCAUUCAACAUCAGAGGAUUCAUACUGGCACAAGACCUUAUGAGUGCAGCGAAUGUGAGAAAUCUUUUAGGCAACGCUCGGGUCUUAUUCAACACCAGAGAGUUCAUUCUGGAGAAAAGCCAUAUGAGUGUGGGGAAUGUGGGAAAUCCUUUAGCCAAAGUGCCAGUCUUAUUCAACACCAGAGAGUUCACACUGGAGAAAGGCCUUAUGAGUGUAGUGAAUGUGGGAAAACCUUUAGCCAAAGCUCUAGCCUUAUUCAGCACCGGAGAGGUCACACUGGUGAAAGGCCUUAUGAGUGCAAGGAAUGUAGGAAGCCCUUUACCCACAAAUCUGACCUCGUUCAACACCAGAGAGUUCACACUGGAGAAAGACCUUAUGAAUGCAGCAAAUGUGGGAAAUCUUUUAGCCGCAAAUCUAACCUCCUUAGACACAGGAGAGUUCACACUGGAGAAAACCCUUAAAUGGGAGGAAUGUUAGAAUUCUGUGUAGUAUUGCUGAAUAGCAUUCUAUUCUAUGGAUAAUGGCUUUAUCUGUGCAUCUGUUCUGGACAUACAGGUUAUUUCCAGGUUUGGAGUAUUUACAAAUAAAGCUGCUAUGAAUAUUUACAUUAA
Messenger RNA from Ailuropoda melanoleuca (giant panda), 2361 nucleotides. Its product is annotated as zinc finger protein 551-like. The record is from RefSeq and is a predicted model, not a curated record. Gene Ontology annotation, molecular function: DNA-binding transcription factor activity, RNA polymerase II-specific. Gene Ontology annotation, cellular component: nucleus. Gene Ontology annotation, biological process: regulation of transcription by RNA polymerase II. Lineage: Eukaryota; Metazoa; Chordata; Mammalia; Carnivora; Ursidae. Bases 220 to 2211 code for a protein of 663 amino acids. The transcript has 3 exons.